AGUAAAGACUCGUUUCUCACCCGCAGGGCGGGGGCAGAGCGGUGUCCCGUAGCGUAGAGCAUCCUGCCCGCUUGGGGCUGCUGGCCGGGUUAGCACUGCCCGGGGGGCGCGUGGAGCCCCGGGGUCAAGGGAAGGAGAUCUCCGGGAUCGCUGGGGGGACGGGACAUGCUGGAGAGAAGCUCUGGGAUCAGCGUUGGGGAGGGGGGAGGAGGAGAUCAGGACUUGUUGAAGUGCCGCCGUGCAAAGGGGUGUGUGUGUGGCGGGGGGGACCUUCGUGCCAUCCAGUCCCAAUGGACUCUGGAAGAGCGGACUCCACAAGCUGGCUGUGUUUACACGGACUCCGCUUUCUGCCGGGGGAGCUGGUCGGGCAGGAGCCGGGGCGAUGUUUACAACCAUAUGUUGGCCGGACUGGCAGAGACGGGACAAUUCUCUCUGCCCAGCGCUGAGACCCGCUUCAGUUGCAAGACGGGGCCGGGAAUCACCCCUCUCUCAAAGCCAGGAGCCUGCCCGCUCUCUGCCGAUGCAAUGCGUCCGGAGAGCUGCCCCCCUUUGCUCCCCCACCCUAGACGCGGGGGACUAGCUCUUUGCAGAAGGAUAACGAGUACAUGGUUAAAGCCCCCUCCUCCCCCCACACACACACUCUUUGCACGGGGGUGACGGCACGCGGCGUUGCGAUGCAUGGAUGUGGCUUGCAGAGGUCGGUUGUUUUGUGGCUCCGGACAGGAGCAAAAGGGACCCCCCCCCCCAAAAGGAGAGCAUCGGGCUGCAACGCUCAAGCCCAUCUCCCCCUGGCGCGCUGGGAGGCCGGCCGGGGCUGCUCGGGAAGGCGCUGGUGGGGAGCAGGAGGAGGAGGCUGUGUGUGCUCUGCUCGCAGGCUGUUAUGGUAAUGUUGACAGGAGAAGCAGCGAGGCAGGGUUACUCUCGGUCAAGCAGAGCUCUGGGGCCGAGGAAAGGGCGGGGGGAGCAGUAGCAAUGCACUGGGUUCCUUCGCUUCUUAGCCCCGCCAGGUGGGCUAAACACACCCCAAAGGCAACCCCACAUCCGGACUCACAGCCUGGCAAGGCCGAGGGGCUCUGAAAUGCAGCAUCCCCUCUCCCCGCUUUCUGCCCCGUGCAACGAAUCAGUGGCAGGGGAUCCAUUCCCGAUUGAGAAAUUAGCAUAGAAAUGCCUGGAACGAAUGUGUGAUCGGCAUGUGUAUGCGAGCGAGGCAGCGGAUGACUGCUUCCCCAGCCCGGCAGCGGCUGCUGUAGAUUAAAGUGUUUCCUCUUUAAGAAGGCAGGGGAAAGUGGAGGAGCUUUUCAGAAGCCUGCUUUCUCCAAAAGGGCUCUGGGGCGUUUGCAAGCAGUGGAAUGGGGAAACCACGCGAGCUGGAAAGCAUUCUUCUGAGCUUCCUACUAACGCUCAAAAAAACAACAAGGAGUCCGGUGGCGCCUUAAAGACUAACAGAUUCAUUUGGUCAUAAGCUUUCGUGGGUAAAAAACCCCACUUCUUCAGAUGCUAAUAUAGAUACCCCUUAGGCUGCCCCCUAACACCACCCCUUUAAAAGUGGCGAUCACCAUAUCAUGCUGUAUCAAAUGCAUCCUCUCUUUAGUGCACCUUGCGGAGGCUUUCGCUUGAACUUUCACUGUGUGGUAUAUGCUGGUGGGAUAUCCGUAACAGAUUAUCCAGGAAUGGUGGAUCACUUGCUUCCUGCUGAUGAAUAUUUUUCAUCCACAAGAUCCCCCGUUGGAUACUUUGGGGACAUGAUGGCCGGUGGGAGGUCGUAUCAGAUGCUGCCCUCACCUGUGUCAGAAGAUGACAGCGAUUCUUCAAGCUUUUGCUCUUGUUCCAGUCCUGAUUCCCAGGUUCUCAGCUCUAGCUAUGGAAGCACAUCUAGCGCUGAAAGUCAAGAUAAUAUUUUAGACUAUUUACUGUCCCAGGCUUCCUUGGGGAACACCCCUGCUUCUUGGUGGGACAAAAGGAGACUUCAACCAGUAGUGAAAGAGGAGUAUUUCAGAUUGCCUGAGUUCGCAGUGGAUAUGGAAGAUUCUGGACCAUUUCAGCCCACACUUGAGGAGAUUGAGGAGUUUCUGGAAGAAAACAUGGAGUUGGAUCUCAAGGAAGGGCCUAAAAGUGAGACCAAGGACUUGAGAGCUUGCAGCCAAGUUUCCGUUGCUUCAGUCCAGCAAAAAGACCAUCUGGUACCUAGCGUUAAUUUAAAAGAAAGUAAAAGUGAACAAUCAAGUAGCUCAACAGAAGGUAGCGAUGUUUCAAACGGAGCUCUAUCCCUGGAGGGAGGGAUACCUGUCAUGCUCCAAAUUCAGCCUGUACAGAUCAAACAAGAGUCAAAUACAAGCCCUAGUUCACAAGGACCAGCACAAGAGAAUAUUAAAAUUGCACAGCUCCUAGUCAACAUUCAAGGACAGACAUUUGCACUUGUGCCGCAGAUUGUUCAGUCAUCCAAUUUGAACUUGUCCUCUAAAUUUGUCCGCAUAGCUCCAGUCCCUAUUGCUGCAAAGCCUAUUGGGCCAGGAGGCAUGAUCCAGGGUCAAACGGGGAUCAUCAUGGGCCAGAAAUUUCCAAAGAACCCUGCGGCAGAACUCAUUAAAAUGCACAAAUGUUCUUUCCCUGGCUGUACCAAGAUGUACACUAAAAGCAGCCAUUUGAAAGCGCACCUGAGGAGACACACAGGAGAAAAACCUUUUGCAUGCACGUGGCCCGGUUGUGGAUGGAGGUUCUCCAGAUCAGAUGAGCUCUCCCGGCACAGGCGCUCCCACUCUGGAGUGAAACCUUACCAGUGUCCUGUCUGCGAGAAGAAAUUUGCUCGAAGUGACCACUUAUCCAAACACGUCAAGGUGCACCGGUUCCCUAGAAGCAACCGCUCUGUGCGCUCAGUGAACUGAUUGGUCCCACCUACCCCUUGCCACCCGUCCAUCGCAGAACAGCCGACAACAGCACUUUGCUCACUAUAUUUCUUGUGAUAAUUUAUUUGUCUCCAUAGAACAGUCAGCGCUGUUACUUCACACUACCACCUCUGAAUGUUUUGUGUCCUACAAACAUAAUUUGAGAACAAAGUUCUUUUGGGGGAGG
This is a messenger RNA of Trachemys scripta elegans, 3069 nucleotides long. RefSeq names its product Kruppel like factor 15 (gene KLF15). The record is from RefSeq and is a predicted model, not a curated record. Gene Ontology annotation, biological process: regulation of transcription by RNA polymerase II. NCBI's taxonomy places the organism in Eukaryota, Metazoa, Chordata, Testudines, Emydidae. Gene Ontology annotation, molecular function: DNA-binding transcription factor activity, RNA polymerase II-specific; RNA polymerase II cis-regulatory region sequence-specific DNA binding. Bases 1563 to 2882 code for a protein of 439 amino acids. The transcript is spliced from 3 exons.